AUGGUUGGAGUUGAGUUUGAAGACACUGUUGACCCUACAGAUGUCGAGAAGUGGUUGAAAUGGAUUAAAAGAGUGUUCGAGCAAUUAGAGUGUUCAGACACUGCCAAAUUUAAAUUCAGGAAGUCCAUCAAAAAGGGGAGGUUUGAUAGUUACAAAGCUAAUACUUUUCGCAAGCUAGCCCAACAUAAGCAGAAUAGAUCAAGUUCCUCUACUGCCAGCAUUCCAACCUAUGGCCAAGGCAAGGCUCGUAUACACACUUGUACACAAUGUGGAAAGAAUCACUUUGGUACUUGUAGAAGAGCAUCUGGUGCUUGUUUUAAUUGUGGGAACUUCGAUCAUAAAGUGAGGGAUUGUCCUAAUCCUAACCCCACUUCUUCUCCAUAUAUGCAAGGCUCUAUUCAAAAACCUAUUACCACUCCCUCUCAAGGGAAUAGAGGUGCAGGAUCUAGAAAUACACAAACAACAAGUGCAGGUGGAUCCAAUCAAGUGAGUGGGUUAAGAGCUAUAGCAUGA
This is a messenger RNA of Solanum dulcamara, 513 nucleotides long. RefSeq lists its product as uncharacterized. The record is from RefSeq and is a predicted model, not a curated record. Bases 1 to 513 code for a protein of 170 amino acids. Lineage: Eukaryota; Viridiplantae; Streptophyta; Magnoliopsida; Solanales; Solanaceae. The transcript is spliced from 2 exons. Gene Ontology annotation, molecular function: nucleic acid binding; zinc ion binding.